Molecule: messenger RNA, 2355 nt
Organism: Pocillopora verrucosa
Lineage: Eukaryota; Metazoa; Cnidaria; Anthozoa; Scleractinia; Pocilloporidae
Source: RefSeq, a predicted model, not a curated record
AUGGAGUGGAAGAACAAGUCAAAACAAUCCAUAAGUAAAUUGAUAUUGGAUGAAGAAGACGGCGCCAUGAAGCCAACAUUCAGCACCGUUUCUAGUGACUGGAUCCGAGUAGCAAUUGGAAAGAAUGGAUUUGUAGAAGCAUUACACGAAUUACUUGGUGUAAAACUCAAGACUUCUAUCAUUUCAUUAGAUAGUUCAAAGUCAACAAGUGUUAAGUUUAGAAUUAUCAACAAACUUCAAUAUGAGCCAUUUUUGGAGGAAAACGAACGGAGAGUAUCGGACAUAAUUCAAAUUUAUCCAAAGGAGUUUGUGUUCGAACCUUCUGCUGAGCUUGUAUUAAGACUGCCGAACUGUGUGGCUCCAAAAUCUUGUGGUCAACUGGUUUGCCUUUAUUGCAGUAAUGUUUGGGUGAGACAUGGUAUAAAGCAUCUCAAAUGGAAACCUCUUGACUCGUUCUGCUUUCGUGUAAAUGCAGAGAGAACUGAAGCAAGAAUCAUAUGCAGGAAAAGCGGACUGUAUACGAUCAAAAUGACUCAGCAUCCCCAGACAACGAAAAAUCUGGAUCCAUACACUGACUGCGAGGUAGAACUAAAGGAAUACCCAGGAAUUCAAAUCAAGUUCCCCGCUGGUUGUGUGUCCCGAAAGACACCUGUCACAUUAGAAACAAUUUGCACAGAUGAGUUGUACAAUCUACCAAAACCAGUCCCAACUUCAUCUAAGUCACACAGCACGUGGAUUAUACCUCAGAAGUGUGAUCCAGGGGACCACGACGAAAGUAACUUAGUGGAUAUUACUUCCAGCCCAGUUGUUCUCGUUCGCCCGUCAAAGUUUCGUUUCACAAAGCCUAUUCAACUUACCCUACCUUUGUUGGGAGAUGGUUUUGAAGAUUUCUUUUCCAGGGAGAACGCGAGGAUAGCUGUUUUGCAGAGCAAAGUUUUGGAUGAGGAUAGGGUUUUAUGGAAACAUCAUUACAGCACACCCGAGAUUAAAACUGCUGCAAACGGUUUCAAGAUUGCUUCAUUUCUAAUCACAAGAGGAGGACUUUAUAAGCUUGUUCGACGAAUAUCCAACAACAACCCACGCUACGUUGAACAAAUAGCAGGCUGCAUUUCAAGAGAACUCCAUUAUUCCGACAAUGACAACAACAACUUCGUCACCUCUUCUCUUCGAGGCCUUAUGACCGAGGUUGCAGAGCCUGGGAAACAGUUUGUCCUGAGAGUGGCUCUCUUUGACGAUUCUCAACCGAGAAAUCCCGACAAAUGCUUCAUUUCUGAGGUCUGCUCGCAGCCGCUGACCCUACCCCUUGGUAAGAUUCGAUUCCUUGUGCGAGGGAGCUUUGCACCUGACAGGGAUGCCGCCGACCAUACCGAAGAGCGAAUUGUCAUGUUCACGGGAAAAACGACGUUUGUCGAUUUCUAUUUGAAAUUUAGGCUCAGUGAUCCCACAAAGCUUCCUGAUUCUAUCGGAAAGGUGUCAGUUCACGGAGCUGGAGAUGUGCAGUUCUUCAUCAACCUGCACAAACCAACACAGAUAGAGGAACUAGAUCCUAAUGGAAAUCCGGCGAGAAUACAAGAAAAAAGAAAACAACCUAAGCAAUUACGAAAACGUCAAACUGUGGCAGAAUUCAGAUCUUUAAGAGAGACAACCAUUCAAGAAGAUGACGAGGUUUCUUCUUCUCCUGAUACCAGUUUGAAAGCUCGCCAUUCUUUUCCAACUUUCUCCCAACCAGUUCUCAACUCUGCGAUAUGCACGAAUUCUGCACAGAGUACAGAAACUCUUCCGGAAAUUUCAUGUGAUCCAUUGACACCAUCCCGCGCCACUAUAUUUCAAACGGAUGAGUUGGAGCAGGACUGGGGAGAGCUCAGAUAACUUUUGUUAGAACAUAAUACUCCUUUACAUGCACAGAUGGUUAGAAGUGGAAUUAUAAUUCAACUUUGAGAACCUCAAGAUCUCUCCGACAAACACCGUGCUUUUCGAAUAUGAUAAACAUAAACUUUUUCUGGUAUGGUAUGUACCAUCUGAAACAGUUGAUUUCUAUAGAUUUAAGUUUCAGAACGUGAUCAGCUUUAGUAAUUUAAUUCGAGCCUGAGAUGUUCUAUCUUCUGCCAAAGAGAAUUUUUUUUGGUUACCAAUCGACCGUUCAUCGUGCAUAUACAUCAAUUUCAGACAGAAGCACGAUUUACUGUCGGAGUUUUGUCAUCUUAUUACAUUUCAUGAGAAAACUCACCAAUACCUUCGCGCGCGCAUAAACCUCACCAAGUCCACGCGCGCUUAUUCGAACUUUGUGACGUUUUCUCGCCUCGCGCGGCUCCAUAAAAACGAUUUUCAGUAGAAAUGGAAGACGAGAUAUAAACA